Molecule: messenger RNA, 1245 nt
Organism: Neurospora hispaniola
Lineage: Eukaryota; Fungi; Ascomycota; Sordariomycetes; Sordariales; Sordariaceae
Exons: 3
Coding region: 196-1146 (316 amino acids)
Biological process (GO): endoplasmic reticulum unfolded protein response; protein deubiquitination
Cellular component (GO): cytosol; nucleus
Molecular function (GO): cysteine-type deubiquitinase activity
Source: RefSeq, a predicted model, not a curated record
GCACUCUGCACUUGCGUCCCCCUAGUUGGCCAGCUUUGAAUAUAACUCUCGACUUUCACCCAAACCUAGAUAAAUCAUCCACCAUAUCAUUCAAUCUCACGGCGAAGCUCUAUCCAGGACAUCGACCGUAUCACCUAUCCUCGAAGUAUACUGUUGUCAACACUAGCACACCAUCACCAACGCUAAGCGAGACCAAUGCCGCAAAUUCAAUUACGCCUCAGGACCCCCAGCGGCCAAACCCGCCUCGAAGUCGACGACGAGUCCAUCUUGGAAGACCUGGUGGUACAGAUAAGGACGGCCACCAAGAUCGACAAGUUCUCGUUGAAAUAUGGCUACCCCCUAAAAGAUCUCGAUAUCAGCGAUGAAGCACAGAAAGUCGUCCCUCUCAAGGACCUCAAGCUGCGCGGAGAGACAAUUGUCGUGGCUCCUCUGGAAAGCGCUGCUUCAUUACCUGCGGCAGAGCCAGAAAAGCCCAAGUUUACACCAAAGGGCAUCGAGCCGGACGAGACGUCCAUUGAGUGGCCUGAAAGAGGCGGAUAUCUUGUCCUCCGCGUAAUGCCCGAUGACAACAGCUGCAUGUUCACAGCAGUAGGCGGCGCCCUCUCCAUCGCCAACCCGUCCGCCGUCCUUCGUUGCCAAGUAUCCGACUACAUCCUCUCCCACCCCACCGAGUACACGGCCGCGAUCCUUGGCUCCCCGCCUUCGGUCUACGCCUCCCGCAUGCUGCAGUCAGACGUCUGGGGCGGCGCCAUUGAGCUGUCCAUCCUCUCGGACAUUUACAACAUUGAAAUCUCGUCUAUCGACGUCAAGUCCCUCCGAGUUGACCGGUUCGGCGAGGGCAAGAGCCUGAGAAUCCUGAUUCUCUACUCGGGCAUCCACUACGACCGCAUCGCCUUUGCCAUGGAUCUGAGUUAUCCCGUCGAGGUGGACGUGACGAAGUGGAGCACGGAGGACGAGGAGGUGUUGGAUAAGGCGAGAAAGUUGGCGGAGCAGCUGCAGCGGAUGCAUUAUUAUACGGACACGACGGAUUUUGUGAUCAAGUGUGAGAUGGAUGGGUGUGGAUGGAUUGGACAGGGGACGAAGGAUGCGGCGAAGCAUGAGAGGGAGACGGGGCAUGGGAGGUUUGGGGAGAUGGAGAUUAAGUGAGGAUGAGCAGGGAGGAAGGAAAAAAGAUAGAAGCGAAAAUGGACAAAGGACGGGGCAAGAAAGGUGAAGGGGAUGAUGGGAGGGGGGCGAUGUGAACAA